UUGUGGGUUUCUGUUGAGCGCCAUUUUGAUUAAAGUAAUGUGCAAGGGGGUUGCGGGCUACACUCUACUCUGAUAUUUUCUCGAUUUAAACACAUUCAUACGUGAGUCGACUGACGCUUGACAGAGACUAAGCCAUUUGAGUACACCGAAAAUGGCCACGGGAGCAAACGCAACUCCUUUAGGGAAGUUGCACCCCAGUAUUGGCGCUAAACGAGGAUUUGACGCCGGGCCUGGUGCGGGGAACGGGCUGAUGCCAACACCGGGGCCGCCAGCGUCCUUUCCUUCGCUACAAGCUUUCCAACCCCCGAUGCCAAAUGCAUCUUUUCCGCAGCCACACCAGUUCAAUCCAGGGACAGGUUUUUCGACGCAGGUUCAACAACAACCACCCGCAGCGACCGGAAUGGCCAAACCAGUAGACUUCGGUCAGAAAAAACAGAGGAAGAAGAGCCGUUGGAGCAGCGAGACGCCUGAUCAGAAGACAGUCAUACCGGGCAUGCCCACUGUCAUUCCACCUGGACUGACCCGGGAUCAAGAGAGAGCCUAUAUAGUCCAACUGCAGAUUGAAGACCUGACUCGUAAACUGCGUACAGGAGACCUGGGAAUCCCUGUUAACCCUGAGGACAGGUCUCCCUCGCCGGAGCCCAUCUACAACAGCGAGGGUAAACGGUUAAACACCCGCGAGUAUCGCACACGAAAGAAGAUUGAGGAGGAGCGUCACUCCCUCAUCACUGAGAUGGUUGGACUCAACCCUGAUUUCAAACCUCCCGCAGACUAUAAGCCUCCAGCCACCAGAGUCAAUGACAAAGUUAUGAUCCCCCAAGAUGAAUACCCUGAAAUCAACUUUGUUGGGCUCCUAAUUGGACCACGUGGCAAUACGCUGAAGAACAUUGAGAAGGAGUGUUGCGCCAAGAUCAUGAUUCGGGGCAAGGGUUCUGUGAAGGAAGGGAAGGUAGGCCGAAAGGAUGGACAGAUGCUGCCUGGGGAAGAUGAGCCUCUUCAUGCCCUGGUCACCGCCAAUACGAUGGAGAACGUCAAGAAAGCCGUGGAGCAGAUUCGCAACAUUCUGAAGCAAGGCAUUGAGACACCUGAGGAUCAGAAUGACCUACGAAAAAUGCAGCUGAGAGAGCUUGCCAGACUCAAUGGCACCCUGAGGGAAGACGACAACAGGAUCCUUCGUCCUUGGCAGAAUGCUGAGCCCCGCAGCAUCACCAACACCACCCUCUGUACCAAGUGUGGUGGAGCAGGCCACAUCUCCUCUGACUGCAAGUACACCAGCUCGUUCGCUGCCCACAGAGCGACAGGAGGUGAGCCUCCUCAGUCGGCACAGGACAAGGCUCGCAUGGACAAGGAGUAUCUGUCCCUUAUGGCCGAGCUGGGGGAGGCUCCAGUCCCCACUUCUGGUGGAGGACACUCUAGCACCCAGGGAGGAGGGCCUCGGUCCUCGGGACCCAACAAUAACCAGCCACCACCGCAGAAUCGGCCCCCCUGGAUGAGCUCUGGACCUACUGAGAACAGGAACUUCCACGGCAUGCAUGGAGGGCAUGGUAGCCACGGAGGACCCCACAACUUCCCUCCUCCCAUGCCCAACAUGGGAGGCCCCCCUAUGCCCCCCAACCCCAACGGCCUGCCUCCCCCCUGGAUGCAGCCACCUCCUCCUCCCAUGGGCCAGGGUCCAGGACCUCACGGACACCCCAUGGGUAAGAGCUGA
Morone saxatilis (striped sea-bass) is the source of this 1708-nucleotide messenger RNA. RefSeq names its product splicing factor 1 (gene sf1). Gene Ontology annotation, biological process: regulation of mRNA splicing, via spliceosome. The transcript is spliced from 10 exons. Gene Ontology annotation, molecular function: zinc ion binding; mRNA binding. Lineage: Eukaryota; Metazoa; Chordata; Actinopteri; Moronidae. The record is from RefSeq and is a predicted model, not a curated record. Bases 152 to 1708 code for a protein of 518 amino acids. Gene Ontology annotation, cellular component: nucleus.